This is a messenger RNA of Propithecus coquereli (Coquerel's sifaka), 936 nucleotides long. RefSeq names its product olfactory receptor 6C2-like. Gene Ontology annotation, cellular component: membrane. The record is from RefSeq and is a predicted model, not a curated record. Gene Ontology annotation, molecular function: olfactory receptor activity; G protein-coupled receptor activity. Lineage: Eukaryota; Metazoa; Chordata; Mammalia; Primates; Indriidae. The coding region runs from base 1 to 936 and encodes 311 amino acids. The transcript has a single exon. Gene Ontology annotation, biological process: G protein-coupled receptor signaling pathway.
AUGAAAAACUAUACUAUAACAACAUUCGUACUGCUGGGACUGACAGAUGAACCUCAGCUGCAAGUUCUGAUUUUUAUCAUUCUAUUUCUCACCUACAUGUUCAGUGUAAUGGGGAACCUUACCAUCAUCACACUCACCUUUGUGGAUUCCCAUCUUAAAACACCAAUGUACUUUUUCUUAAAAAAUUUCUCCUUCUUAGAAAUCUCAUUCACAUCUGCUUGUAUUCCUAGAUACUUGUAUAGCAUAGCAACAGGUGACAAGGUCAUUACCUAUAAUGACUGUGUCAUCCAAGUGUUUUUUACUGACCUCUGUGGAGUAACAGAAUUUUUUCUCCUGGCCGCUAUGUCCUAUGAUCGCUAUGUGGCCAUCUGCAAGCCCCUGCAUUACGUGACCAUCAUGAACAGCAGAGUUUGCCUGAGGCUUGUUUUUUGCUCUUGGUUGUCUGGAUUGUUGGUCAUAACCUCCCCACUUAGUCUGGGACUAAAUCUGGAAUUCUGUGACUCAAAUGUCAUUGAUCAUUUUCUCUGUGAUGCUUCUCCUCUCAUGAAGAUAUCAUGUUCAGACACAUGGUUCAUGGAACAGACAGUUAUCAUCUGUGCUGUGCUGACCCUGAACAUGACUCUAACUUGUGUAGUUCUGUCAUAUGCUUACACCAUCAAGACAAUUUUUAGAUUCCCUACUGUCCAUCAAAGGAAAAAGGCCUUUUCCACCUGUUCUUCCCACAUGAUUGUGGUUUCCAUCACCUAUGGCACAUGCAUGUUCAUCUAUAUGAAUCCUACAGCAAAGGAAGAAGUGACUGUUAAUAAAGUAGUUUCACUACUUAUUUUUUCUAUUUCCCCUAUGUUAAACCCAUUUAUUUAUACCCUGAGAAACAAUCAAGUAAAGAAAGCCUUCAAUGACUCAAUCAAAAAAAUUGCAUCAUUCUUAAAUAAGUAA